Fukomys damarensis (Damara mole-rat) is the source of this 2188-nucleotide messenger RNA. RefSeq names its product dynein light chain Tctex-type 3 (gene Dynlt3). Lineage: Eukaryota; Metazoa; Chordata; Mammalia; Rodentia; Bathyergidae. Gene Ontology annotation, biological process: microtubule-based movement. Gene Ontology annotation, cellular component: cytoplasmic dynein complex; cytoplasm; kinetochore. The coding region runs from base 1 to 540 and encodes 179 amino acids. Gene Ontology annotation, molecular function: dynein intermediate chain binding. The record is from RefSeq and is a predicted model, not a curated record. The transcript is spliced from 6 exons.
AUGGAGUGGCGGGCACCGCCCGUCUGCCAAACUGGCCUUGGAAACCGGUCUUCCCGCUGCCUCCUCCGCCCUUUGGGUCCUCAGAAGCAGGUGCCCCAGCCCAGCUGCUUGAGACCUUACUGGCACUACGGCUCCUGCUCCUGGGAACUCGCUCCUGGGGGCCGCUGCCUAAACUGCAACAGCUCUUGCUUCAUUGCAGCUACUUGGAGGGUGGAGCCUGUGGGCUUCAAUGCUGAUGAGGCUCACAAUAUCGUCAAAGAGUGCGUGGAUGGGGUCUUAGGAGGUGAGGACUAUAAUCAGAACAAUAUCAACCAGUGGACUGCAAGCAUAGUGGAGCAGUCGCUCACACAUUUGGUUAAGCUGGGGAAAGCUUACAAAUACAUUGUGACCUGUGCAGUGGUCCAGCGGAGUGCAUAUGGCUUUCACACAGCCAGCUCAUGUUUUUGGGAUACCACAUCUGAUGGAACCUGUACUGUAAGAUGGGAGAACCGAACCAUGAACUGCAUUGUCAAUGUUUUUGCUAUUGCAAUUGUCCUGUGACCAUCUAAAAAUAUUGGGCUAAAGCCAUUAACUUAAGAAUUUGUCAGUGUAUUCUUUCCAAAAAGAGUAAUACUUAUUACUAUGUUAGAUGACAAGUGUGCAAUAUGUUUCAAAGCUAUUAACUAAACCUAUUAUAAGCAGGUAAUCUCAUUGUGUGUUAGAUUACCUCAUAAUCUAUACAGCAUCAUUAAAUUAGGAAAAAUUUGAAUAUUAGCAAAAACUAAAUGGAGAAUAUGGCAUGACAUAAAAAUAUAAUAUAUUUAUACCAGCUUUUCACUAUUAUAUACCUAAGGAAAUGGUAAAAUCCAUUCAGAAAAUAAAGCUAUCUUUCAGCUAGAGAAUUUUCCAGGGAUAAAUGUUUGACUAAAAAAGCUACAUGGAAAAAUGUGGACAAAUGACAAGAAUUAGCUAACACCUCUUAGAUUUUUGUUUUAUUUCUUUUCCUUCCUUAGCUGUGUAUAAUAACUAAUAACUAUAACUAAUGCUAUAGUAGGAAUUAUGAUUAACCUGUUCACUUUUUCUGAGAACUGGUAAAUGCAUUUUUUAAUUAAUUUUUUUUGGAUUUAUACUUGAGGUUAUAUUAAAUCUGAUAACCAGAAAUUCCUGAUUAAGCAAAAUCAUUUAUACCAUGUGAUGGACAGUACAUGAUUCAGAUAACUGCCUUACAAUCCACUCAUCCAUGUGGAACAAACAUGGAAUGCCUGUGUGAACAUGUUUCUCUGUUAGGCAUUACAGUUAUCAACUUGUUGUUCAAAUACAAGUUCCUUUUGGCAGCUGUUCAGUUGGAAAAACUAGCAUUUAUGUUUGGGGAAGGAAAAAAAUGAGAUUGUUUAGAAGAGUCUGGCUGUCCACAUAGAAGUCAGCAAAAUGAAAAGCACUUAUUGGUCACAGAAUUGUAAAAGUAAUUUUAAGAGUUGUACCUAGCAAGUUUAAAAUGCAUAAAAUAUGCAACUCUUAAAGGCCUUACUAGUAGUCUUAAAUAUACAAGUAGUAAAUUUUAUCAUUGUUUUGGUUAUAACCAUUUGUAAAUAAUUUUAAAAAACUUAUAGGGGCUGUAAACUGAAUGGAGUAAAGUCUAAAUUAUAAAUAUACAAUCAUUAGCAAGCUAUCUAAUAUCUCAGGGCUAAAGAACUAUAGUUAAAUUUAUUAAGAUAAUAAAAGAUAAAAAUUAGGGUACACAGCUGGCUACCAAAUGCAAAGUCAAUCUGCUAUUUAACCUUGAAAACAAAAUCAAUCAUGCAUAUUACCAUUGACAAUAUAGUAGAGACUGGAAUCAUGACUCAUUCAAAUUUUGGAGAAAAGAAAAGCUUAGUAUUAGUCUUAAAAUAUUAGGGCAGUAUUCUUGUAGGAAUGCUACGUGUGUGCUUGUAAGUAACAACAACUUUAAGAAAAGAUUAAGAAAAUAAAAGGACAGAGUUUAAUACAGUGCUCUGUGUUUUGAGUACAUCAACAAUGUUCAGUCAUUACCUUUAUGUUACCAUAUGCUGCUGGCUUUUGUGCCCCUGGAGAUUAUAAUAGUAACCAAAAUAUCUGUGCAGUUAAGACUUGUUAUUUUUAUUAUUGUUGAAGCCUGGUUUCCAAAAAUCAAAUUAUACCUCGUGAGUUUGCUGUCUGCUCUGUUUCUAGUUCAAACCUAAUAAAAGUUAUC